Molecule: messenger RNA, 2615 nt
Organism: Lotus japonicus
Lineage: Eukaryota; Viridiplantae; Streptophyta; Magnoliopsida; Fabales; Fabaceae
Product: glycerophosphodiester phosphodiesterase GDPDL7-like
Exons: 10
Coding region: 129-2408 (759 amino acids)
Biological process (GO): lipid metabolic process
Molecular function (GO): glycerophosphodiester phosphodiesterase activity
Source: RefSeq, a predicted model, not a curated record
AAUCUUAUUUACGAGCCAAUAUUACUCCUCAAUUUGCUUCCUUUUUUUCCAAUCGCAUUCCCUUUUCAGUUUUCCACAGAAAAACUGCGACAGGGGAUGCUUGUUUCAUCCAUCCAAUAGAUCAACACAUGAACAUCAAUAUUUGGGAAAAGAACAAAAUGAUCAGAAGCUUGUUUCUGAUUUCCUUGUUGCUUCACACAAUUGUGGCCCAAAAGCAUGCACAUCCACAUCCAAAUCUCCCUGUUGCUCCUGUACCUAUCCAGAAAUGGACAACAUUAAGCGGUAAAGAACCUCUUGUAAUAGCUCGUGGCGGUUUCACGGGACUCUUCCCAGAAGGCUCCCCUGAAGCAGUUCAGAUGUCACGUGACAUAAGCAUCUUCUUGUGCAAUCUUCAGCUGACAAAAGAUGGUGGUGCCUUUUGUGUUACUGGUAACACGCUUGACAAUGCAACAACUAUAGCAUUGUUUGAUCCUAAGGAAAAAACCUACAAUAUCAAUGGGAUGGAUGUGAAGGGACACUUUUCUGUGGAUUACACCACUGCUCAGAUUGACCAGAAUGUAUCAAUGACCCAGGCCCUAUUUACUAGACCUGGUUUCUACGAUGGUGCUGGCCCAGUUCUUAAUGUUGAUGCGAUACUGAGUCUUCAAUCCCCACCAAGGUUUUGGUUGAAUGUUCAGAAUGCAGCAUUCUACACCCAACAAGGAUUAAAAGUGGUAGACAUAGUUCUGGAUAUGUUGAGAGUUUAUCCAGCAAUAGAGAUUGUUUCAUCUCCAGAUAUUGGCUUCUUGAAGGGUAUCAGUGGGAAAACAAACAAGGCAACAAAGGUCAUCUUUCAACUUCUUCAAAGCAAUGAUGUUGAACCUUUAACCAAGAAACCAUACGGCACCGUUGUGAAGGAUCUUGCAGCAAUCAAGUUAUUUGCAUCAGGCAUAAUGGUCCCCAAAGAAUACAUAUGGCCAGUUAAACCAGACAAAUAUCUAGGGCUUCCCACAACACUUGUAGCUGAUGCCCAUAAAUCAGGACUUGAAGUGUUUGCUUCUGGUUUUGCUAAUGACUACUUCUCAAGCUACAAUUAUAACUAUGAUCCUACUGCUGAGUACCUUCAAUUUAUAGACCAUGGAGAUUCUGUUGAUGGUGUUGUCACCGAUUUCCCAACAACAGCAUCAAAUGCCAUUGCUUGCUUUGCACACAACAAUACCUUGCCAAGAAAAGGACGAACUUUGGUCAUAAGCAGCAAUGGAGCAAGCGCUGUUUAUCCUGGCAGCACUGAUCUUGCAUAUCAGCAAGCAAUAGAUGAUGGCACUGACAUCAUAGAUUGCACAGUUCAAAUGACAAAGGAUGGAAUUGCCUUCUGCGCAUAUAACGCAGACUUAAACACAGAAAGCACCGCUAUGACAAAGUUCAUGUCUCGAUCUUCCAAUGUCCCAGAAAUUCAACCAAAGAGUGGAAUUUUCUCAUUUGACCUUGCAUGGAGCGAGAUUCAGACACUAAAACCUCAAACUACUAACCCUAUAGGAAGCGAUUUUCUAAGAAACCCAGCAAACAAGAACAGUGGUAAAUUUGUUACCCUCACUGAAUUUUUGGACUUGGCUAAGACAAAGGCAGUUAGAGGCAUUUUAGUCAGCAUACCGAAUGCUGCUUACCUAGCAUCCAAGAAGGGUCUUGACAUUGUUGGUGCUGUGAGCACUGCUUUGAGCAAUGCCACCUUUGACAAGCAAGCCACACAAAAAGUCUUCAUCCAAUCAGAGGACACUUCAGUCCUAUCCAAGUUCGAGGAUAUCCCAUCUUACAAAAGGGUGUUGUUGAUCAAUGAAAUAGUAGGCGAUGUACCGCUACAAACGGUUGGAGAAAUUAAGAAGCACGCAGAUGCAGUGAAUCUUCCAAGAACCUCUGUUAUCAAAUCAUCUAAUUCCUUGUUAAUAGGAGUAACAAAUGUUGUCAAAGAGUUGAAAGAUGCAAACAUCACAGUAUUUGUCCACGUUUUCAGAAAUGAAUACAUGGGCCUGGCAUUCGACUACUGGUCAGAUCCUAAUAUCGAGAUGGCUACUUAUGUCCAUACUGUUCAGGUUGACGGGCUCGUGACUGAAUUUCCAGCCACUGCAAGUAGAUUUUUGAGAAGCCCAUGUAGCCAUCUGAGGCAUGUCCCUACAAUUUUACCAGUUAAGCCAGGUGAACUUGUGAGCACUGUUCCACCUGAGGUACUACCACCGGCAGCUGCGCCACUUCCAUCACUUAAGGCUGCAGACGUUGUUGACCCACCACUUCCAGCAGUGGCUAAUCUAACACCACCACCUCAGCCUGAUGCUGCAGCUCAAGCACCCUCUUCGGCUGCAAAGGCAAAUGUUGCCGACGUUGUUCUGUCCCUAGCGGCAAUCUUGGUGCUUGCAAUGCUUUCUGCUGGUCAUUAAUACUUGCCAUGAACCUCCAGAUCUUCAAUUUUCCACAAACUCUUAUAUCUUAAUUUGUACUAUAGAAUGCAUAAGACAUUAGUUCCUCAAAAAUUUAUUGGGACGAGACAUGAAGUAAUCGUCAACUAGGAAACCCCCAUUAGCCACUAUUGUGUUCGGAAUGAGAAACAUUUAAUUGAUGAAAGAACGAUGUCAUUUAUGCUUUAA